Seminavis robusta is the source of this 2649-nucleotide messenger RNA. Lineage: Eukaryota; Bacillariophyta; Bacillariophyceae; Naviculales; Naviculaceae. The record is from the annotation of a GenBank genome assembly.
AUGCCAUCAAUACGAUGGCUGCUGCUGUUGUUGGCGUCGUGUCCAUUGGAUGCGUUGGCUGACAUUAUUCGUGGCAAUGAUGCAGUACAGCCAAACAGUCCAGAUAGACAACUGCGGCAAGAUCGAGCAUAUCGAUACUACAACGAUGAUCUGAACUGUGUAGUGGGAGAGACAAAGGCAGCGGAGGAUCUGAAGUUCUUUCCGUUUGAGUUCUGGUAUGCCGUUGAGGCCGACACUCCAGAUAUGAACUUCCUGCGACAACUCGAAACCAAGAUGUUCCACGCAGUCUCAUCGCACGUUUUCUGGUGUUUUGGGAGACAAUCGACGGACCUUGGUGGAAGAAAGCUGACAGAACACGAAAUCAGUCAAAGAGAGCUCGAAAUUCGGUUUCUUCGAAAACUUGGAGUUGUUUCUGUCUCUUCAGGCGGCUUUGAUGCUGCCUCGGAGGCCCCGUGUAUGUUCAAAUCGAGAUACAAGUUUUGCACUGUCGUGAAGGGUCACAUGACAAUCAUGGCACAUGAUAAUGACGAUGUGGGUUAUGUGAUUGCGUCGAUCCAAGAUGCCUUGGAAAGAGCAAUGAAAACAAACGUAGUCCUGGAUUCCCAAAGCAUGCCAACACUGCGCAACGUCAAAUAUCUUGGGGAUACCUAUGACCAAGCGUUUGCGGGAGCUGGAACAGGAGAUGCCAAUGAAAACGAUCGGUUCUUUGUGGAGAGCAUCUUUCCCACUACAAGUCCAUCCGUUGCUCCGACCCUUAGCCCAUCAACCUCUUCCAUGCCAAGCUCAGCGCCUAGCGGUUCGCCAUCAGAAUUUCCCAGCCAAGCACCGUCAAUUCUGUCUCUCAGUGGUAGCGUACUUGCAACGUUCAACCCAAGUUCGUUGCCAACCACCUCACCAAGUGGCUUGCCCAGUUCGUUGCCAACCACCUCACCAAGUGACUUGCCCAGUGCUGCCCCUACUCCUGCGCCAAGUACAAGUGGCAUGCCAAGUGCACACCCAACUUACAUUCAUCCAGAUGGUUUUGCAGUAGUUGGCGCACAUGUACCCAGUUCGCAGCCAAGUGCACAACCAAGUGAUGCCCCAAGUACAAGUCCGUCUGCUAGUCAAUCACCAAGCGCAUUGCCCAGUGAUGUACCAAGUUCUAUGCCUAGUAGCAUGCCCAGUAGAUCGCCAAGUGAUAUGCCUAGUUUGUCACCCAGUGCAACUCCAAGUAUCAUACCCAGCAAUACACCAAGCAAGAUUCCCAGCUCUCUACCAAGUCUUGCUCCUAGCACAAGUAGUAUGCCAACUUCACACCCAACUUACAUGGAUGCCAAUGGAUUUGCUGUGAUUGGUGCUCAUGUCCCCAGCUCACAGCCAUCCACUCAGCCAAGCGAUGUUCCAAGCUUGCCGCCGUCAGCCAGUCAAUUGCCAAGCUCACUGCCAAGUGAUGUACCUAGUGAUGCACCCAGUGAUAUGCCAAGCUACAUGCCAAGUGAGACUCCCAGUUCUGAACCAAGUUUGGCCCCCAGCACAAGUAGUAUGCCAACUUCAUUUCCAACUUACAUGGAUGUCAAUGGAUUUGCUGUGAUUGGGGCCCAAGUCCCAAGCUCGCAGCCAUCUAGCCAGCCUAGUGGUGCCCCAAGCCUGCAACCAUCUGCAAGCCAAUCACCAAGCUCAAUGCCAAGUGAUUCGCCCAGCGCUGUCCCAACCACAAGCAUCAUGCCAAGUUCUCAUCCCACAUACAUUGAUGCCUUUGGCAAUGCUGUGAUUGGUGCUCAUGUCCCCAGUUCACAACCAAGUGACACACCAAGUGAUGUACCAAGCUUGCAGCCCACAGCUAGUCAGUCUCCCAGCUCGACACCAAGUAUAGGUCCAACAGCUGCGCCAACUGUAAGCAGCAUGCCAAGUUCACACCCAACUUACAUUCAUGCAUUUGGUUUUGCAGUAAUUGGUGCACAUGUACCCAGUUCACAGCCAACUGCACAACCAAGUGAGGUUCCAACCAUGCACCCAACAACAAGUUCAAUGCCCAGUUCAGAACCCAGUGCCAUGCCAAGUGGAUUACCAAGUGGAAGACCGAGCUUCUCCCCAAGUCAAGCUCCAAGUGAGGUCCCAAGUGACAUGCCAAGUGACAUUCCUAGUAAUGUGCCAAGCGACAUGCCAAGCAAUGUCCCAUCUCCUGCACCAAGCACAAGUAGCAUGCCGACUUCACACCCAACUUACAUUGAUGCCAAUGGUUUUGCUGUGAUUGGUGCUCUAGUGCCCAGUUCACAACCAAGUGACAUGCCAAGUGAUGUCCCAAGCUUGCCACCAUCAGCCAGCCAAUUGCCAAGCUCAGUGCCAAGUGAUAUGCCUAGUGAAGUACCCAGUGAUAUGCCAAGUGAUGUGCCAAGUGAGAUUCCCAGCUCUCAACCAAGCCUUGCCCCUAGCACAAGUAGUAUGCCUACAACAUUCCCAACUUACAUGGAUGCCAAUGGCUUUGCUGUAAUUGGUGCACAUGUACCUAGCUCACAGCCAAGUAGCAUCCCAAGUGAUGUCCCAAGCCUGCAGCCAUCUGACAGUCAAUCACCAAGCUCUUUUCCAAGUACUGGUCCAACCUCUGCCCCAACUUCAAUCACCAAGCUCAUUGCCCAGUUCACCACCAACACCUGCACCAAGCACAAGUAG